This is a messenger RNA of Leptonychotes weddellii (Weddell seal), 3090 nucleotides long. Lineage: Eukaryota; Metazoa; Chordata; Mammalia; Carnivora; Phocidae. The record is from RefSeq and is a predicted model, not a curated record.
AGUUGAGUGCUUCAGAUCUGGUCACUAUGGUACGAGAACGAAAAUGCAUAUUGUGCCACAUUGUGUACAGCUCAAAAAAGGAGAUGGACGAACACAUGCGGAGCAUGUUGCAUCACAGGGAACUUGAGAACCUGAAGGGCAGGGACAGUAGUCAUGAGUGCCGAGUGUGCGGGGUCACAGAAGUGGGUCUUUCUGCAUAUGCAAAGCACAUUUCUAGCCAGUUGCACAAAGAUAAUGUUGAUGCCCAGGAAAGAGAAGACGAUGGAAAGGGAGAAGAAGAGGAAGAAGAUUAUUUUGACAAGGAACUCGUUCAAUUAAUAAAACAAAGGAAAGAACAAAGUCGGAUCUCCGGUUUAGAAGUGGUUGUAAUUCAUAAUGUAAGUAGAUGUUUGAACUUUCAGACGCGAGAGUGUGUGGAGCAGUUACAGCUGGAAGAUCGGGUUCUCUGCCUCCAUAGUCGAUGGCGAAUCCUCUAUGCAGGACUGGCAAAUGGCACUGUGGUCACCUUCAACAUAAAGGUUGAGGUGCUAAACUCUGAAUGGGAAAGCAGCAUUCAACACAGGUUUGGCAUAGAAAUGGUGCCUUUGGUUCAAAAUGAACAAGAGGUCUUGGAUUUGGAUGGGGAGCCUGAUCUGUCCAAUCUAGAAGGAUUCCAGUGGGAGGGUAUUUCCAUUUCUUCAUCUCCUGGGUUGGCAAGGAAGCGAAGCCUUUCUGAGAGCAGUGUGAUCAUGGACAGGGCUCCUUCUGUGUAUAGCUUCUUCAGUGAGGAAGGUACAGGCAAAGAAAAUGAGCCCCAGCAGAUUUUUUCACCUAGUAACUCAUUGAGGGCUGCACAGAGUCAGACAACGACCCUGGGCCUUAAGCAGGAAGUGACACCUCUGGCUGCCUCCCUAAGAACAGGUGAAAGGGCUGAAAAUGUUGCUAGUCAAAGGCGACACAGUGCACAGUUGUCCACUGACCGAACGAUACCUUUGAUGCACUUGGCCAAAGACCUGAACAACCAGGAGGGUUCUACGCCAUCUUCAGAGAACCAGAAUACCCAGGAAAGUAAUGGCGAAGGAAACUCUUUAUCAUCAAAUACAUCCCCAGCCCUCGGAAUCUCCAGUCUGGCAGACGCAGCCACAGACAGUAGCUGCACCUCUGGUGCCGAACAAAACGACAGCCAGAGUGUGCGGAAGAAACGCAGAGCCACUGGGGAUGGAUCUUCUCCCGAACUCCCAAGUCUUGAGAGAAAAAACAAAAGAAGGAAAAUUAAAGGAAAGAAAGAACGUUCUCAGGUUGACCAGCUGCUGAAUAUUUCUUUAAGGGAGGAAGAACUGAGCAAAUCAUUGCAGUGCAUGGAUAACAACCUUCUGCAAGCCCGUGCAGCCCUGCAGACAGCAUAUGUUGAAGUUCAGAGGCUUCUUAUGCUGAAGCAGCAGAUAACUAUGGAGAUGAGUGCACUGAGGACCCACAGAAUACAGAUUCUACAGGGAUUACAAGAAACAUAUGAACCUUCUGAGCGCCCAGACCAGGUUCCUUAUAGCCUUCCACGAGAGCGAAGGAACAGUAGAUCUCAGACAUCUGCUGAUGCCACCCUGCUGCCUACUCCCUUUUUCCCAGUUGUUCUGGAGCCUCCAUCUUCCCACAUGUCUCCAUCAUCCACUGGAGUCCCUCUCCAAGUAACCACGUCUCCUACUUUCCAAGCUCACGGCAGUGUUCCUGCUCCAGACUCUUCAAUUCAGAUUAAACAAGAACCCAUGUCUCCUGAACACGACGAGAGUGUGACUGCUGUGUCACAAGGCUCUGCUGGGAAUGUGUCCAAGGAAUUACUGCAAGCUAAUAGAGAGAACAGUGACAGUUGUCCAGUUUAUCCAGUCAUCACUGCAACGUUGUCCUUAUCAGAGGUCACAGAAAGUUUCCAUGAGCCUAGCCAAGAACUGAAGUUUUCCAUGGAGCAAGGAAAUACCAGCAACAGAGGAAAUGCCCCCUCUUCCCAACCAGCUGAUCUUCAUGAAGAACUAGUCAAAGGCAACAGCGGGUCUGAGGCCUGUACCAGUUCCUUUCCAAGAUUGUCGUUUGUUCCCGAAACCCCCUUAGAGAGGGACCCCCACUCUCCAGCGGACCAGCCUGAGCAGCAGGCAGAGUCUACCCUGACAUCAGCUGAAACACGGGGAAACAAGAAAAAGAAGAAACUUAGGAAGAAGAAAACGCUUCGGGCUGCUCAUGUUCCCGAGAACAGUGACACUGAACAGGAUGUAUUUACUGCUAAACCUGUAAGGAAAGUAAAGACUGGAAAGUCAACUAAAGGGGGGAAGGUAACAACCUCCACCUGGGAAGAUAGCAGAACUGGCCCGGAACAAGAGAGUGUCAGAGAUGAGCCAGAUAGUGACUCGUCUCUGGAAGUCCUAGAGAUCCCUAACCCUCAGUUGGAAGUGGUGGCCAUUGAUUCUUCUGAAUCUGGAGAAGAGAAACCAGACAGUCCAUCUAAAAAGGAUAUUUGGAACUCCACAGAGCAAAACUCAUUAGAAACUUCUCGUUCUGGUUGUGAUGAAGUUAGCUCUACCAGUGAGAUUGGCACUCGUUAUAAAGAUGGUAUCCCUGUAAGUGUGGCAGAAACUCAGACUGUGAUCUCCUCCAUAAAAGGCUCAAAGAACUCUUCAGAAAUAUCUUCCGAGCCAGGAGAUGAUGAUGAGCCCACAGAAGGGAGCUUUGAGGGGCACCAAGCCGCAGUGAAUGCAAUUCAGAUAUUUGGGAACUUACUGUACACCUGUUCAGCAGAUAAAACUGUCCGAGCUUAUAAUCUGGUGAGUCGCCAGUGCAUUGGUGUGUUCGAGGGGCACACCUCCAAAGUGAACUGCCUCCUGGUUACACAAACCUCUGGGAAGAAUGCUGCCCUUUACACUGGUUCCAGUGACCAUACCAUUCGCUGCUAUAAUGUCAAGGUAAGUGAGUCCAGAGAAAUCAGAAGUGAUCAUAUGAAGCUGCUUUGGCUGUAUUUACUGUGUAGAGUGGAGACACUGAGACACAUGCUUCAUUCUGCCCACUUGAUUAUGCUUUGAGCCUAUUUUAGUAGCAUACCUCAAAGAUACUGCAGGUUGGGUUCCAGGC